Messenger RNA from Babesia ovata, 354 nucleotides. RefSeq names its product 3-oxoacyl-ACP synthase, putative. The coding region runs from base 1 to 354 and encodes 117 amino acids. NCBI's taxonomy places the organism in Eukaryota, Apicomplexa, Aconoidasida, Piroplasmida, Babesiidae. The record is from RefSeq and is a predicted model, not a curated record. The transcript has a single exon.
AUGGAUGAUAUUAGAGAACUGAUCGUGAAACGUCUUCAUCUUCUCCUUCAAGUCAAUUUGUUGACCGGUCUCACUAAUCUGCCCAGCCGCCUUUUUGAUGGCCGUCUGGGCGGCAGCCCUGAUCUGAUGUUCGGCGGUGGAGUUGAACGUCUUAACGGCGCCGGGAAGUCCGGUGACUGCAGUCUGAAGGUCAUGUUUGACCGUCUUAAAUUUGUCAUCAAGCGUUUUAACCUCAUCCCUCACCACCGCCAACUUGCUGUCCACGGCUUGGGCGGGGCUUUCAUCUUUGCCGGGAGGGACGGAUUUGCUGGUCGCCUGGUUAUGCUGCUCGUGAAGCGUCUUUGCAAUCUUUAG